Messenger RNA from Amphibalanus amphitrite, 1636 nucleotides. Its product is annotated as phosphopantothenoylcysteine decarboxylase-like. Gene Ontology annotation, cellular component: phosphopantothenoylcysteine decarboxylase complex. The transcript has 2 exons. The record is from RefSeq and is a predicted model, not a curated record. Gene Ontology annotation, molecular function: phosphopantothenoylcysteine decarboxylase activity; FMN binding. Gene Ontology annotation, biological process: coenzyme A biosynthetic process. NCBI's taxonomy places the organism in Eukaryota, Metazoa, Arthropoda, Thecostraca, Balanomorpha, Balanidae. The coding region runs from base 478 to 1125 and encodes 215 amino acids.
GCAGGGAAGAAGUUGCAGGUUGGGAGCAAGGUUGAGAGUAGGGGAAAGUGGGUGUAUUGCGCCCUCCUAACCAAUUGCGCCCACCAACAUUCCCACGAAUUCAAUGCAUGGGGUCUAUGAACUUUCAGAGCAAGUUUCAGGUUGCACCACCAGACAAGGGCAGUUUUCCACUGGAUCAUGAAGGCGAGUGCAAGAAGUUUAUGCUGAAAUACAUGAUCUGCUUGGGCAAAAACAACAAUGACAAUUCGAGGUGCAGACCAGAGGCCAAAGAUUACCUCGGAUGCCGAAUGGACCAUGAGCUGAUGACGCGGGAGAGCUGGAAGAAACUGGGCUUUGAUGAUUUGGACAGUCCUGUAAGUGACCAUAAAAAGGAAUAGCUGAUUCUUCUCAAUUGGGUUCACAAAAUCCAGGGACUGGCAGACCAGCUUUAUUGUGUCAUUCUUGAUCACCAUUUGACCCAAUUAGUUACCCCAGGCCAUGGCAGACUGUGAUCCAGAACAGUCAGGUGACUGUCACAUCCUGCUCUGCUGCACUGGCAGUGUGGCCUCCUUGAAGGUUCCCGAGCUGGCUGCCCUGCUGCAGAGAGCUCCUGCCGCCGGCCGCCGCGCGGUCACUGUUCGCGUGGUGAGCACGGACGCGGCUCGUCACUUUUUCUCACCGUCCGACCUGCCGCCGGGCGUGCAGCACUACACGGACGCAGACGAGUGGUCGGCGUGGCGCGGCCGCGGCGACCCGGUGCUGCACAUCGCGCUGCGCGAGUGGGCGCACCUGCUGCUGGUGGCGCCGCUGGACGCCAACUCGCUGGCCAAGCUGGCCACCGGGCUCUGCGACACGCUGGUGACGUGCGUGGCGCGCGCCUGGCCGCUGGGCCGCCGGCCGGUGCUGCUCUGCCCGGCCAUGAACACGGAGAUGUGGCGCCACCCGGUGACGGCGCCGCAGCUGGAGACGCUGCGCUCCUGGGGCUGCACCGUGCAGCCGCCCGUGCAGAAGACGCUGGUCUGUGGGGAGACGGGGGUGGGCGCCAUGGCUCACCUGGAGGACAUCCGAGACACGGCGUACCGCCUGCUGGAACAGUGGGAGAAGGGUGCCGCGGGGACGGGGGGAGACGUGACUGGGGCUCUCUGAUGUCUUGGAGUGCGUCGCAGUCAUUCAGAGAUAGCCAGUAGUGGAGUGUGAGGUGAUCGGGUGUGGUGGCGCUAUAUGAUUAUAUAUUGUGCUGUGUUAGUAGGAUGAUGUAAUUGUGCAUACGCCAUGCGAGUGACGGCGAUUGUCCUUUUUGGAAAGAUCGUGUCAGCUGUUUACGGCGAGUGUGACUCCCGAGUCAGGAACUUUUUCAGACAUAUAACGAAAGAUAUACAUGAGUAUCGAAAUGCGUUACUCUAAGGGACAGUCAAACAAUAAAUCAACGCGUUGUCCUGUUGUGCUGCUGCAGCAUCGAUCGAUGAUCGAAUCAUUGCGUCGUUGCGUUGGUUCGACCGUAUACGAGCACGGUUAGGAACUGGAAGACUGCACUUCCACCGACGAGAUUCAUUAGGGCGAUGGUGUCGUGUGAAUGAUUGACCUAACCAUGUUGCUAUCUUUUGAGUGGUUUGGCGCAUGAAUGAAGUGAACUUGUCAACAAAGAUUUGCUAAUUCU